GCCUGCGCCCUCCGCUGUGACGUCACCACCAGCCGUCCUACCAGUCCCAUACUUCCUGACCAGUUCCAUCGCUCAUUCCCGAAUUUCCACUCGCUGCAGUGGUGAUGGCCGUGCUGCACGUGUUCUUUUCGCGAGUCUGCCGAGGCAUUUUUUUUGCGUUGUGUGCAGUGAAUUUUACUGCCGGAAUUUUAUUGCACGAAGCUUCUGACAUGCCCAAUAAGUGCUGUGUGCCGGCAUGUUCAAGUAAUUACAAGACCGGGAAGAAAGUUCAAGUAUUUUCAUUCCCCAAGGAUGAAGUGCUAAGGAAGAAAUGGCUCAGUGCUAUUCCAAGAAAGGAUUUCUUUUCUACGGAAAACAACAAGGUAUGCGCAUUGCAUUUCACCGAGUCAUGCCUUCAGAACAAGUCGUCCUACACGGAUCCUAUGGCAGGAAGAGUGCUAGAGGUCUCACUGAAAGUACCACGCCUGCGUUCAGGAUCAGUGCCCACACUGUUCCCAGGAUGUCCUACGUACUUGUCAAAGGAUGACCCUUCUUCGAGAGAAUGCCCGGAAAUAAAAAAAAUGCGCCGAGAAGCCGCUGACCUCGCUCGUGCCAUCGCAGAAUCGGAGGCUUCUUAUCGUGAUGAAGAAACGAAAUGCUGAUUUUCCUCGCUUCUUGAGCUUAUGGAAUGUUUGAAAGUGCACCUGUGCCAAAUGAGUGGAAUUGUAAUUCACCGCACACACUGUGCCCUGUUUUUAAAUAUUGUUGAUGAGAGCAUGCCGCUGUUGCGGUCGUCUGUUACUGUUUUCAGCGACCUGAGUAUCAGUGUAUGUUUUCAUGGUACCAAAUUAAGCCGUAUAGGUGAUUAUGUCGUGCCAGGAAGCAUUGGGAAUGUGAAUGUCCUGUCUGCCAUCCUAAGUAGGCUUCAAAGCAUCCUCGAUGAAAAAUGCUCCUCAGAAAAUCUUUGUGACGUAGUCAUUAGCCUUCUCGAGCAACUUGAACGAGAUGCCAUUGACAGCAAGAAACGUAUCAGUCGGUUCUUGCGAGAACAAGUGGCGUUGCUUGGAAAACGAUUGCAGUAUUCCUCCGAAAGUAUGGUGGUUGCUUGCAUAUUGCAUACCAUAUCUCCACACGCCUACAAAUUUCUGAGGGGUUCAGGUUUUUUUGUCAUGCCACAUCUCAGUACUUGUCGAAAUGUCUGCUCCUCGUUUCACUUGUCACCUGACACUGAGGCAGCCAGUGAAAAUUUUCUCAGGUACAUAAAGCACAGAUUUAAGCAAUUGCAGCCGCAUGAAAGUGCCGUGGUUCUCAUGCUUGACGAAAUUCACAUCCAGCCUUUCUUCGAUUUUAAAGGUAGAAAAAUUUCAGGGGCAGCAGGAAACAGUGAAGAGGCCGCUACUUCUGCUCAUGUGUUUAUGGUGCAAAGCAUGCAGAGUUCUUUUCGCGAGGUGGUGCACAUUCUGCCUGCACGAACAAUGAAUGCUCACUCUCUUCAUGCUGUCCUGAAAAAUGUAAUCAUUGGCGUUGAGGAAAUAGGUUUUAAAGUUCCUGCAGUAGUUUCAGACAACGCAAUCAAUCGCAAGACACUCAGUAUGUUUUCAGAUCCGCCAAAGCUGAGCAUCGUUUACCCAAAUCCAAAAGACGCAACAAGAUUUAUGUUUUAUGUUGUGGAUUUUGUGCACUUGUUGAAAUGCAUCCGAAACAACUGGAUAAAUCAAAAUAAUCUUGGGACAAACCUUUAUUUUCCAAUGUUUGAUCUCUCAAACAACAGUGUCCAUCCCGACUGCAUACAGCGGGCAUCAUUCAAAGAUCCUCGGGAGCUGCACAAGCUAGAGGCUUCUCAGCUUUUGAAUUACAGCUAUCGCCUUUCGUCAAAGGCGCUAAAUCCUAGCAACUUCGAAAGGCAGAAUGUUAAGCUAGUACUACAAAUAUUCAAUGUUUUUGUAGCUGAGACACUGGAUCACCACUGGAACUUUCAUGCUUUAUGGCAUGCCAAAGAAACUGCCAAUUUUAUCAAGAUAGUUCUCCGCUGGUGGAAGAUUGUAAACGUUAAAACACCUCACAAAGGCCAACACCACAGAGAUGUUUAUGAAGAGCCAGUUUCGUGCCUGAAUGGUGACCCUAAGCUGGAAUUUCUCGAUGCAUUUGUCACUUGGUUGGAUGUGUGCGAAUCCUACAAACACAACGGCAUUCUCGCGAGAAACUCGAUCUGCUCUAAGGCAUUCCGCCUAUGCAAUACUUGAAUUCACCAAGUACUGCCUUGUCGAGCUUCGUUAUAAAUAUGUCCUGCUCGGCAAGCUGCAGACAGACGGCCUCGAAAACAGAUUUGGCCAGUACAGGCAAAUGGCUGGUGGUCAUUGCCACAUCAGCAUUAGGCAGCUGUACGAGAGUGAAGGCAGAAUUCGCCUACAAUAUACUCUUCCUAUUAUGAGCAGUGACGAUUUCAUUGAUGAGGCUGUUCCACAGGCAACAGCCACAAAUCAACAGGACUGCAGAGUUACUGUCAAACCUGAAGACCUUGACAGCUUAAGCACACGCGUCGCUGUUUUUGCUUAUGUUGGAGGCUUUUGCACUAACUCUGUGGAAAAAACGUUGAAGUGCAACUGCUGUCAAGAGAACCUUGUUACUGACAGUUGCGAUGCUGAGUGCGAUGGUGAUGCUAAUUCUUUAAUAGCAAGUCUCAAUCGAGGUGGCGUGAAAUUUCCGAAUGUGUGUUGUGACAGUAGUGACGCACACUGAAGUUGUUGUUGCAAAGUUGCUGCAGAAUGAAAAAAAAUGCCACGAGCUUUCUGCAGGCACGAAAUAACAGAUGUAUUGUUCAACAGCUUGUGAAGGAGAGCUUGCCAGCAUUUGAGGAACUGGUGAGUUGUGCGAAUGGGCACAAACCAGAUUUGGUGAUAAAUGUGCAACAAAUGUUCUGCUAAAUAAUUAUUGCAAAGAGAGGAAUGACGGAGCCGCUGUUGCUAAAGCCGAUGCCAAAGCUGUCGCAAAAGCACGGAAAUUGAAAACUGUUGCUCCAAAAUAAAGUGCUCAUGUAUCAUUUGCAAUUUUCAUUAGUAUGUUCAUUUAUUUGUGUUUUUGAUCAUUGCUUCGUGCCCCUGUUUCGUGCGUAUAUGUUGAAUAAACUAACUCUUACUACAGGAA
Messenger RNA from Rhipicephalus microplus (southern cattle tick), 3123 nucleotides. RefSeq lists its product as uncharacterized. NCBI's taxonomy places the organism in Eukaryota, Metazoa, Arthropoda, Arachnida, Ixodida, Ixodidae. The record is from RefSeq and is a predicted model, not a curated record.